UAGUACUUGUGCAAAUUUCACUUUAGCCUCGAAGAACCUUUGUAUUGUGAACGUUGUUGGCUCCUUUCAUAGUCAGUUCCUUAAUUUCUUCAUUCACCAAAUUCCUUUCUUGGAUUAUGCAGUUUUAGAUCAAAUUCCUUUCUUGGAUUAUGCAGUUUUAGAUCAAAUUAAACACUAAUUUAACUCAACAUAAUCAAAUCUAACUGUUAGAAUUGAGUGUUUCUGCAAAAAAGAUUGAAUCUUUUUGUUUAAUCUGUGCUGUGGUAAGCUUUGAGUUGACAGUGAAGCAAGAAUCCAGUUGGGUCAUUGCUCAUGCCCGGUUCCAAAUCCAAAACCCUAACAUCUUUGUUCCGUGCCGCUACUAAAUUAUCAAAGCAAUGGAAACCUGUUUCCCCUUCAACUUCAGCCAAUGGUGUUGCCCUAAAACAAUAUGGAUCUCCAUCUUCUAAACCCUCUAAUGAUUCUUCUAAGUCUCUCAGUGAAAUAGCUGCUGAAAGUUUCAACUUUAAGUCUGCUGCUGACUAUGGGGAAUCAUCAAAACUGUUGUCAAGUGAAAUAUCAUCGAUACUCUGUGGGAACUUUCGUUAUGUACACAGCUUUCCUAACUCCUAUGACGAGCUAGAAGGUGAUUUAGAUUCUUAUUUGAGCGAUCCAGAAGAGAGUAGUAAUGCAAGUUGCUUGGAAAAUGUAUUGGAUGUACCAUGGUUAUCAAAUGUAGAAAAAUGCAGCAUUUCAUUGCGGCGGAAAGAAAUAGCACGAGAAAGGAAGGAAAAGUGGACCUUCAAGAGUUCUCAGGUAGGUCGUUUCCACCAGUUAGUUGAACAAUGUGCCUGUAAAUUGGGGACUGAUACUACCAUUAAGGUGUUUGGUAAAUUGGGACGAGAAACUGGCCUGAAAGAAUAUAAUGCGCUGAUAAGACUCUGUAUAGAGAAGGCCAGAGAAAGUAAUGAUGAAGAGGUGUCGUUGAAGCAGCUUUCAAAGGCAUAUCAACUACUAAAAUCAAUGAAGGAACAGGGUUUUCAAUUAAAAGAGGAGAGCUAUGGUUCAAUUCUUAUGUAUUUUAUUGAUUUUGGCAUGGUACAAGAUUUUGAUUUUUACUGUGAGCUCAUUACGGAUGGAAAUGCUGAUUCACUUGUGAGAUUAACUUACUAUGAGAUGUUGCUUUGGGCUAAGGUGGAAAAUGAAGAUAAAAUAGAAGAACUCCUCUACCAUCUUUCUCUUUAUGAUGGUGCUGAUAAAUCUGCCUUUCAAGAAAACUACCUCUUAGCACUGUGCGAAAGUGACCGAGUUGAGGAUUUUGUGAGGGUUCUAAGAACUAUUGACAUAACAAAAGUUUCAUCUAUUGAUUUUGUCGCAAAUAUCUUCAAGUUCUUGGGGAAGUUGCUAUUGGAGUCCUUCGCUAAGAUAUUUCUUCAGGAGUUGGUAACAACAGGUAUUGGAGCAAAAGACAUCUCAAAAUUCAUUUGUAAUUAUACAAUUAGCAUGCCAAGUGCGGUUGAAGAUGUCAUCCUUGAAUUCAAAAAUUUACAUGCGGAGUUGGAGCUUAGGCCAACAUUUUCCCAGUAUGAGAAGCUUAUUCGGUACUGUUGUGAGUUAUUUAAGGUACAUGCUGCAUUAGAUAUGGUUGAUCAAAUGUUUGAAGCAGGUUUGACAUUAUCGUUGGAGACAUUUAAUUCCAUACUUGAAGCCUGCGAUAAAAGCCGUGAGUAUAAUUUGGUUCAUCGAAUGUAUCCAAUGAUACUUCGUCAUGAUAUCAAGCCAAAUAGUGAGACCUUCAGGAUUAUGAUAAACAUGACUGUGAGAAUAAAGGAUUUUGAAGGUGCAUAUGACAUGCUCAAGGAUUUGGAGAAGUUUAACUUGAUGCCUACCACAAACAUGUACAAUGCCAUAAUGGGAGGAUAUUUCCGAGAGAAAGACACUCGUGCUGCAUUAGGGGUUCUCAAACGAAUGGAAGAUGCUAAUGUGAAGUCAGACUCUCAGACUUUCAGCUAUCUGAUAAGCAACUGCACGAAUGAGGAUGACAUAUCUAAGUUUCUCGAUGAGAUGAAAGAUUCUGGAGUUCAACUCACAAAGCAUGUAUAUAUGGCCCUAAUAAAUGGAUAUGCAGCUUCUGGACAGUUUGAAAAGGCUAAACAGGUAAUCUGUGAUCAAGGAGUAUCUGCAAAGGGUUUCAAUGAAAUUAGAAGUGUGCUUAUUUCAGCUCUUGCUUCACAUGGGAAAAUAUCAGAUGCCCUUGAUAUAUAUAAGGAAAUGGAAGAAGCUCAAUGCAAGUUGGAGCCAAAAGCGGUCACCUGUCUUAUUGAAAAUCUUCAAGCUGAAGGAGAUUUGCAUAGAUUGCUCAACCUACUUGAGCAAUUAAAUGGCCUCGAUCAAUGGGUGGAUGCCUCCUAUAGGGUCAUAACAUAUUGUAUUCGGAAAAAUCAUUUCAGAUCUAUUGUCGACUUGCUUAAAAGGCUGGUAGAUGUAUACAAGUCUGAUGAAGUGGCUAAGGAAGUUCUAUUCGAUGAGGUUUUCUACCAGAUUGCGGAACAAGACCCAAUAAAUUUACAGUUAGGCUUGGAUCUCCUUCAGGCUAUUAAAAAAGAUAUUGGUCUCCUCCCUUCACGACAAAGUCUUGAUUUCCUCCUCAGUGCUUGUGUCAAUGCCAAAGAUUUACAAGCUUGUUAUCUGAUUUGGAAGGAGUACAGAAUAGCUGGUCUUCCUUACAAUAUUUUAAGUUAUGUGAGGAUGUAUCGAGCCUUGUUGGCAUUAGGGGACUACAAAUCUGCAGCAAAUAUUCUCAAUAAUAUACCAAGGGAUGAUUUUCAUGUUUGCAAUGUAGUCAAAGCUUGUCAAACAGCUUAUGGAACGUCUGCCUCCGCAAAAGGGAAAAAGAAAGAAAACAAGACUGGGAAGAUUGUGACAUAUAAGAUGUGAAAAGUGGAAUUCGUAGGGGAUUUAGAAAAUUCUUCGCAGUUGUAUGAGAUCAACAUUUUGCAGUUCAUGUAGAUGUACAACUUUUAGUGUUGAGAACUCGUUCGUGCUUUAAAGUUGCCCUGAGACUAACAGCAAGUUGGAAGUUGAUCAAGAGACGACACUUCUUUCGACUUCUGGUAUCAUGCCUUAAAAAAGGUUGGUGUUCCUUCUGAUCUUGAAAGAGAAACAUAUAUUCUGUAUGGCAUAGAAAGUGACGGACUGCAGCGUAGAGAUGUUUAACAAGCUUUACGCAUACAGAAAAUGCUUCGUGGUGUUCGAAUAAUCUAUCAGGGAGAACAACAAUGAAGAGAAAUUGAUAAUCCUUUUCUUUAUUGCUCAAAGAUGUUGCCUCUUUGAACAAUUUUUAUUUACUAUAUUCAGAAAGUAUAUUUCAAUUGUACUCCUUGAUAGUAAAGAUGUAACGAUUAUUGAUGAUUUUUUGUAAUACAAUAGGAAAAAUUUCAGCUUUUGGCCAAAAA
Messenger RNA from Solanum lycopersicum (tomato), 3434 nucleotides. Its product is annotated as pentatricopeptide repeat-containing protein. Lineage: Eukaryota; Viridiplantae; Streptophyta; Magnoliopsida; Solanales; Solanaceae. Gene Ontology annotation, molecular function: protein binding. The record is from RefSeq and is a predicted model, not a curated record.